AAAGUACAAAAAGAUCACUGACCUCAAAAUCAAACUAUUUUUUUUCCUUAUAGAUCACGCUUGAUAUCAAGCUUGAGGAAAAUAUUUUGUUUACAAUUUUGCAAAUUUUGCCCUGUAUUAAUGCACCUUGGAAACGUUCACCAUAUGCUGAAUGCUGCACGUGUAGUAAGGCUAUUAAACAGCUAAAUGUACAUGCAGCAACUUGUAGAAAGAGAAAUGCAUGCCAGAAGAACUUGUACAAUAGUUAGGACCAAUGAUUUAGUUAACUGUUCUUCCUGUGUAGCAAAGCACGGCCCGGUUGUGCAUGUGCUUGUAUUGCGAUGGAAACGAAAUCUGCGCACGAGCUGUUGCAAUUUUGCGACGCAUGAAAAAAAAAACCGGAAGAAAAAAAUGGCGCAAAAUUUUGUCGCAGAUGCCUGAGAUUGUAGACUAUUUAAAGGUAGGUAUGAUUUUAUUAUCCUAAGAUAGAAACUAUAUUCCUACAGUAAUGACAAAAAUCUCGCGUGAACAUUUGAGCUAAGAGUAGAGAGGGAACGAACAUAGCCGCGAAAAAAACAAUAACAACGUAAAUGCGAGGCAGUCGAUCAGGAGAUACUAGUAUUCAAAUAACAUUAAAAUGUUGUUUACCUAUGUAAAUCUUUAACUAUUUGAAAAUCCGUGUCAGAUUAAAUUGAAAUCUUAAUUUAUGCAACGUAUAUAAAACGAUGACACUUGUGAACUGUGUUUUACCUUUUAAAGUCCCUCAUUUAUCUGUUUAGCAAAAAACAUGCGUGGUAAAGAUGUAGAUUAAAUACCACUGUAUAUCUCCGUUGUCAAAUUAUCAUUUUACAGAUAUUUUAACACGGAUUUGACAGUUUGACUUGCAGUUUGAAUCAUGAAUGGUACAUACAGGUUAAAUGAAGGUUUUGAGUGGACUAUAGAUUGCGGCCAUGUCGACGCCAAGGAUGUUUCCAAGGAAAAACAACAAGAAAACGUGCCCGAGGCAAAUGGCGUCGUUGAAGUUCCUCAACCGCCGAAUGUUUCGACUGACCAAGAAAUAGAAGACGUUCCCGACACAGCUCUGGUUUAUAACGUCAGUGAUUCACCACCAAUAUAUUUGUCAAUUGUGUUUGGUUUCCAGCAAGCACUACUUUCACUGUCAGGCAACCUGGCUGUAUCUUUGCUGGUAGCGGAAGUUAUUUGUGCCGAAAAUGACGAAGAAAUUAAAGCCAAAUUACUUGGAACUACUUUAUUCAUGAGCGGCGUUACAACCCUGUUAAUGACGUUUGUUGGCGCAAGACUUCCGCUGUUCCAAGGAGCCGCUGGAGACUACGUAAUCCCACUUCUUGUCAUGGUGGCCAUAGAUAAAGACCGCUGUGACUUGGAUCCGGAACUAAUUUCAAGGUCACAAAAGGAGGCUUUGCUGGCAAACACAACGCUGGAUAUGGUCUCAGUGCAAAGACCCAUGGUGAAAAAGAAUAUUCAAACGCUACAGGGAAGUUUGAUCUUGGCUGGAAUGAUCCAUUUUCUGAUUGGAGCCACCGGACUUGUUGGUGUGCUCAUGCGGUUCAUAGGACCCGUUACCAUCGUGCCAGCAAUACUGCUGAUCGGCAUUUAUAUUGUCAGAGCCACCGUCAAUUUUGCUAAAGUCCACUGGGGGAUCUCGUUUAUGACAUGUGCAAUAUCCCUUAUUUUGGCCUUAUAUAUGUCGAAAAUCAAGCUUCCGGUUCCGGUGUGGACAAGACAGAAGGGGUGUCACAUCACUAGAUAUCCAUUUCAUCAAAUGUUUGCAAUCUUAAUUGCCAUAAUGUUUGGCUGGGCGGUGUGUGGGAUAUUGACGGUAACUGGUCGCCUAACAGACGACAAAAAUUCCACCUCGUAUUAUACACGCACUGAUGCCAGAAGUUAUAUUCUCACAACAGCUAAAUGGUUCCAUUUUCCCUACCCAGGGCAGUUUGGACAAAUAGAUUUCACAGUCAGUGUCUUUCUUGGCUUUAUAAUUGCGACAUUCACCUCCAUCCUCGAUUCCAUUGGUGAUUAUUACGCAUGCGCGUCAAUGUGUCGCGUGCCCCCACCUCCGGCACAUGCUGUCAACAGGGGUAUCGCCAUAGAAGGAUUCUGUUCUGCAAUAGCCGGUUUGUUGGGCUGUGGUCAUGCAACCACGACUUAUGGAGGGAAUAUUGGCGCUAUUGGAGUAACUAGGGUUGCAAGUCGACAUGUGUUCUUUGUUUGCGGAGUGAUAUAUGUCAUAUUUGGAGUUAUUGGCAAAAUAUCGGCCGUGUUCAUCUGCAUACCUUACCCUGUCUUAGGUGGCGCCCUCAUUACAAUGUUUGGUAUGUUUACCGGAGUUGUUUUAUCUAAUCUCAAGGCUAUUGACCUAAGUUCGAGUCGGAAUCUUGCUAUAAUUGGUACAGCCAUAUUUGCUGGGCUCAUGGUGCCAUAUUGGAUAGAAACGUUUCCGACAGAACUACAGACAGGUAAUGAAAAAGCUGACGAGGUGCUGAAGAUUCUCCUUGGCAAUCCAAACAUGUUUGGUGGUAUCCUUGCCUGUUUCUUAGAUAAUACAGUCCCAGGAACGAUCAGAGAACGUGGGAUAGCGACCUGGCAAAAUGUAGAUGAUCCCGAGAACGCGGCAACAAAAUAUGUUGAGGGACUGGAGAUUUAUACACCACUGAUGCCUGCAAGACUUAGAAAAUCAAAGAUCUUAAGAUUUAUACCAUUUUUACCAAAUUCUACAACAUGAUAAGAUUUUAUCGCGUUUUAUCGUGUUUUUUUUAUACAAGUUCCGCUUACAAACGUGGGAAGUCACAUUUGUAGCACCAUGUUUACUAAACCAUACAACGUGAGGAGGUCACAAUGUUGCAUUUUUUUGGUUUUUACCAAACCUUACAAAAGUGGGAAGUUACACAUACAUGAUUUUAGUGUUUUUUACUAUGUUUACAAAACCUUACAACGGGACGUGUGGAACGUCAACGUGACGUGUUGAACGUCAUACGUAAAACAUUUUAUCGUUAAAUUACGUAGUAUUUCAGUGUGAGCUGACAAAUGUUCAAUUUAUAGCGUUUUACCAUAUCUUCAAACCCAAAAACGCAAAGAGGUAAAUUGUAUCCCGUUUUAUAGUUAACACUACAACGCGAAGAGGUCAGUUUCAUUGUGUAAUACAAUGUACUGGGUUUAUUAAAUUCUGCCACGUAAUGACAUUAGUUUUUUACGUUUUACAGCUUUCUAAACCCAGCAACGUGAAUCACGUGUCUUGUAUAAUACAAUUUUAUUGGAAGAAGGUCAAUUUUACUACCAUUGCAGUUUUAACCAAACCAAAUGUUGAGUAGGUCAUUUUUUAUAGCGAAUUACCAUACCUUUCAAACUUUUCAACGUAACGUAGUCAACGUGGGGCAGUUGAGUUAAUACGUUUUGCAAUGGUGCCAAAUCAAAACAACGUAAUGAAUGAAAAUGUGUUUCGUUUCAAAUUGUCAGCGUAAAGUGGACAAAAUUUAGUAUCCUACCCUACAACAAAAUACGUCCAGACUAGACUUCACCGCAAAUAUUUCAAACUUUGGAGCGUUUUUUCCAGUCCCAGUACUGCAAAGGCUUCGGUGUUUCAAAUCGUGUUUAUUUCUAAAGGUUGUGACAUACAAAUACAUGUAGUGCUCAUUAUAUCUGUCAAAGCUUGUAUGUAUGAUUAUGUUGAAGUGUCACUUUACAAAUUUGUGCGAGAAGUAGAUGACUAGAUACCAAUAUAAAUUCAAGUCGAAGAACAGC
Mercenaria mercenaria is the source of this 3738-nucleotide messenger RNA. RefSeq names its product solute carrier family 23 member 1-like. Gene Ontology annotation, molecular function: transmembrane transporter activity. Lineage: Eukaryota; Metazoa; Mollusca; Bivalvia; Venerida; Veneridae. Gene Ontology annotation, biological process: transmembrane transport. The transcript has 12 exons. Gene Ontology annotation, cellular component: membrane. Bases 875 to 2722 code for a protein of 615 amino acids. The record is from RefSeq and is a predicted model, not a curated record.